GCUGAUGACCACAGCCGCCCAGUGGGUGAGGAUUUCAAAUGUGAGGACUGGAAAGAGCGACCGCGGCUGUCACCACCACGCACGGGCCUCGGGGACUCGGCCGAACUUUGUCCUUCGGGCAACGGCUUGGUCCACAGGCCCCAUCCAGGAAUUAAUUCAGGAGGUGAAGCCGAGGCACCAGUGGACGCUGACGCUCGACAAAGGCCUCGUUCCCAACACCCUGCAGCCAGGGUGGACACAGUACCAGCAGUGGGCCUUUGCCAGGUUCAAGUGCUCCUUGUGCUUUCGCAGCUGGGCCUCUGCCCAGGUGUGUGUGCUUUCCCACAUGCACUGGAGCAAGAUAGAAUCCAGGGGCCAGGUGAAGAUGAGGAUCUUCACCCAGAGAUGUAAGAAGUGCUCUCAGCCUCCAUUUGAGGUUCCUGAGUUCACUGAAGAGAACAUGUCGAGGAUCCUGAACAACCUGGUGCUCCGAAUUCUCAAGAACUGUUACAGAGAAGGAUCCAAGUCAGUGGAGAUCCCUACAAUCAAGGACACCACUCUGCAAGGGCCGCACGACAUGAACAACUGUGAGGCGUGUCUGCAGGGCUCAUGUGCUCAGAGCAGGUUAGGUCUGGCCAAACAGUCCCCCGUGUCCCCGUCACUUCCCUCAAUAAGCUCACCUAGUGGCGGGAUACCCGCCUACCAGCCUUCUCCCGCAAGGAGCAGCUCCACAGGGGACGGAGCAACCAGGGGCUCCAGGGUGAAGAGAGGAACAGGGUCUCCCAGCCCCUGGUUUCCUGAGCCCCCACUGGCCAGGACCCCCAGAGCGAACACCACCUACAGAACAGAGAGUGUAAUCCACGUGCCCUCAAUUCAGAAUUCAUAUCCCCACGUGGUCCGGAAUCGCACGCCCUGGUAUGCAAGUUCUGGUUGCAAGAUUUCAAGUGUUUGCUGCUGUAAUUCAAUCUUUUGUUGCUGUUUAAUCAUUCUAAUCUUAGCUGUGGUCCUGUGGUGGUCAUUUUCUUAAAAACCACUAUACGAACUUCAAAGACGUUGUGCCAAGUUUAAAAAGUCAGACGCACAAGGACACAUAUUGUAUGACCCCAUCGAUGCGAAAUGUUUGCAACAGGUAAAUCCGGAGACGGGAAGUAGACCGGUGGCUACCAGCGGCUGGAGGAGCGGGAGGCAGAAGCCACUGCUUCAUGUGCCCGGGGUUUUUUUUUUUUGGGGGGGGGCAAUGGCAAAAAUGUCUGGGAACGAGAAAGAGUGGGCAGCUGUACAACAUGUGAAGGCACGAAAUGCCACUGCACUGUCCACUCUAAAAUGAUUAAUUUAAUGUGAAUUUUAAGGGUUAAUUUAAUGUGAAUUUCGCCUCUUUAAAAAAAGUGCUGAAAUGUCAUUCAUUCUCUGGAGGACGGAGAACUGGGUUUCUACGUUCACAGAAGCAUUAGGAAAUCUCACAGGAAACCUGGGGACCUUCUCACCGGCCCUCGGCCGUGGGGCCUUUCCGGGCAGGACCUCGGGCUGGGUUCUGAGCAGUUCCCUCCACAGCGGGGUGCGCGCAGCUGGGGCUGACGCAGGACCAGUCGUGCGUUGGUGGAGAAAGCCUUAAAACCCCAUCUAACUCUCCCUUAUACUUUGCUGUUUCUUGCCGCAUAUUUUAUAAUGUAUGCGGAUACAUUAGUCGGACAGUAUUAUACCGUAUAAAGAAACAAACCCACACACAUUUGGAGUGUGUGCUCGGUCGUCACUGACAGGCCGCACAAUUAAAAGCCCGGGGACCCCAGGUCUGCAGGGCCGAGGGCAGGCCUCUGUGCCUGGAUUCUCGCCAGGUUUCCGGAGCCAAGUGGCUUUUGUAAAAGAUUUCUGUUUGGAUUCAUGGGGAUAAUUUUCGGACUCAUUCUCACAUCUUUUUUACCUGGAAAUAUGACACCUUCAGUUUAGGUCACUAAAAUUAAAGCAAUGGUCGUUCACUGCAAAUACUUCUUUUCUCUCCCCCCCCCCCCACCCCUUCAACUCCAGUAACUCCCACACACACAGUGUGGCCAUACCCAGCCCCUGACUGCACCAUGGCCGUGCCCUCUGGAACCAUCUCUAGAACUUUUCAUUUCUCACAACUGAAAGCUGGUACCCACUAGCCAACUCCCCUAAUCCCUCCCCCCAGGACCUGCUGACCACCAUUCUUCCUUGUCUCUAGACCUCCGACUACUUCAGAUGCCUCAUACACUUGAAUUACUACACAGCACUAAUCUCCCUGUGUCUGGCCAACUUCACCUAGCCUGAUGUUCUCAAGGCUCAUCCAUGCUGUAGCAGGCAUCAGAAUUCCCUUCCUUUUUUAAGGGUGAAUAAUAUUCCAUCGUAUGGAUGUACCGCAUGUUGCUUAUCUGUUCAUCCACCAGUUGAUACUUGGGCUGCUUCCCCAUCUCAGCUCGUGAGCGGUGCGGCUGUGAACACAGUGUAGGGACAUGUCUUUGCGACCCUGCCUCCAACCUUGGGACACGCAGGGUGGAGCACGAGCAGGUUCACUGUUGUCCAUGUGGAAAAUAACACAAUAACAAGUAAAUAACCAUACAAGAUUAAACUCCGUGUUUCGCGUACUCACAACUGUCGACUCACUUUUGCCCAGCCUGUGCACUCAGCAGUGACAGUGCCGAAUCCCAUGGCAGCUGCAUGUUUAGUUUUUUGAGGAACCACCACACUGUUUCCCACACCGGACGCAGCAUUUUGCAAUCCCACCGACAGGGCACAAGGGUUCCAAUUCUCCACAUCCUUGCCACACACUUAUUUGCUGUUACUUUUUAAUAUAUAUAACAGCAAUACCAGUGAGUGUGAGGUGAUAUCUCACGAUCUUAAACUUGCAUUUUUUUAAAAUGUAAUUUUUAAGGUGCAAGGUUACCCUCCAAAGCAAAUACCAGAAAUAGCACCUGUACAUCUCAGCAGAGAGAUAAUUAUUGGGAACCCGACAGGCCUGUGCAGGCAGUGUCUUCAGACCUGCUAUGUGUCCUCAAACACUCGAGCACCGUCCACACACCCGCUCACUGCAGGCACUUCGACUGCAGUAGUGGGACUGGAGACACAAGCACGUGCCUGAGAAACCAGCACGUAUGGAAUUACAUGUGUCCCAGCAGCCCGCAAACCACCGGACUCGGAGUGACCUGUGAGGCGGGAAGAUGUGCUGGGUCGUUAAUACAUGCAUCGCGCAAAAUGUUCAGAUCUCUAUGUUUUCAUUAAGAUGCAUAUUCUACUUUAGAAUCUGUAUUUUUAUUGAUAUGAAUAAAUUAAAUAGUAUCUCUAC
Artibeus jamaicensis (Jamaican fruit-eating bat) is the source of this 3274-nucleotide messenger RNA. RefSeq names its product receptor transporter protein 3 (gene RTP3). Gene Ontology annotation, cellular component: cytoplasm. Gene Ontology annotation, biological process: protein insertion into membrane; protein targeting to membrane; detection of chemical stimulus involved in sensory perception of bitter taste. Lineage: Eukaryota; Metazoa; Chordata; Mammalia; Chiroptera; Phyllostomidae. Bases 5 to 1006 code for a protein of 333 amino acids. Gene Ontology annotation, molecular function: olfactory receptor binding. The record is from RefSeq and is a predicted model, not a curated record. The transcript has 4 exons.